Hydatigera taeniaeformis is the source of this 651-nucleotide messenger RNA. The record is from the annotation of a GenBank genome assembly. NCBI's taxonomy places the organism in Eukaryota, Metazoa, Platyhelminthes, Cestoda, Cyclophyllidea, Taeniidae.
AUGUCAAGGUUUCUAUUCUAUCCACAUGCGCGUAAUGUCAUCCAGAGGUUACCUGAGCAUUAUAAGAAGAGUUACCUAAAAAGAUACGCCCCAUGUUUAGGGGUGAAUUACAUUGAACCGGAGGAAGAUCAGUUCAUAAAAGCUACCAACAGCUCGAUAGUGCCUAAGACUUGGGGUCCAGAUUUGCGUCAAAAUCUCUUUUAUAGUGAAAUAUUGGAUCGGUGGCUACUUAUUAUUGUGUCUUUGACGGCGUUGAAACAGAUUGAGUGUAUGAAGGGCCUGGACAACUACCUUCUAAUGACCCCUGAAAACGAAGUCAAUAGUCGUCUCGGUAUGCACAUUAAACGUGAAAUGCUGUUGAAACUUUCGGACUCGGAAUUCAAAAUUUUGAAACCCGAAAUCGUGGCCAAAUACACGAAGUUCAUCAUUCCUCGGGAUGAAGCCGAGUGGGUAGGGUUGACGCUUGAUGAAGCGAUUAAGAAACAAAUGAAAAUUGAACACUUGCAGCAACGAGCAGUGGCAUCUAUUCCAAAAAAGGAAAGCUUUACCAAAGCAUUGCUAAAUCAACUCGCUACAGACAAGGACUAUCCACAGCUGUGUAUGUCUUUGAGCCAUCUUCCUCUAAGUCACGUUUGCGUAGCUACUUCAUAA